Molecule: messenger RNA, 3855 nt
Organism: Alosa sapidissima (American shad)
Lineage: Eukaryota; Metazoa; Chordata; Actinopteri; Clupeiformes; Clupeidae
Gene: glis1b
Product: zinc finger protein GLIS1
Exons: 8
Coding region: 6-2474 (822 amino acids)
Biological process (GO): regulation of transcription by RNA polymerase II
Cellular component (GO): nucleus
Molecular function (GO): DNA-binding transcription factor activity, RNA polymerase II-specific; RNA polymerase II cis-regulatory region sequence-specific DNA binding
Source: RefSeq, a predicted model, not a curated record
GCGAGAUGGAGCCUCUGCACGGGACACACACAUCGGCGGGGGCUGUGAGCGUGUCGGUGGCUACUGCAGCGGCGGCAGCGUCAGCAGCAGCCACGGCGACGGCGGCGUACCCGUUUAAUAAUGAAGAUGGCUCCGCCCCGCUGGCUUUGUCCCUGGGCGGCGCGCGUCCGUCAGCGCGACUCCACCACGCCAGCAGCCUGAAGAGACGCUGCCUGUCGGUGGCCUCCCAGUCCGCCACAGCCGCCGCUAACGCCGCUACCACCGAGGGGAUCGAUAUCACCGCCAUCAUCUGCUCCUCGCAGAUGUCCGUGGUGGCCUGCGUCAACGGCCUGCGCACCGCCGCCAACCCCUCGCCCCCCUGCUCCUCCACGUCCUCCUCCUCCACCUCCUCCUCCGUUGUGACGGGCUUCCGCUCGGCCCACCUGCCCCAGUCCUUGCCUCUGGCGUCCAGCCCCCGGCCCCUGCAGGAGACCUGCCAGCUGCCCUCGCCUGCCACCUGCCUGCUGGCUCUCUCCUCCACCGCCUCCUCCUCCUCUUCCUCCACCUCUUCGUCCGUGUCCUCCUCCUCCUCUUCCUCGUCGGUGUCGUCCUCGGUGGAGCCGGAGCCCAUGCAGCAGGGUGGCGGGGGUGGUGGUGGGGUGGAGGCCCUGGGGCUGCUGAUGGGGGUGGGUGCUGGGGCUCUGAUGGGUGGAGGAAGCCUCCAGCAGCAGCCGCAGCAGCAGCACGGUGGAGAGGCCGGCUCCCUGCUCGAGGGCUGCCAGAGAGGAGCGUUGAAACAGGAGCCUCUGGACGACUUCUCUCCCGGCAACGAUGACGAGCUCUUUCAGCACCAGCACCAGCAUUACCUCCACCACCACCACCACCACCACCGCCUCCACCAACACCAGCUGUCGUCCCGCAACCACCAGCAGACCCCCCGGCACUCCCACCCCCACCACCACCACUCCCACGCGGCCCCCCCACACCCAUCUAUGCCCCCUCCCUACCACCUGCACCAGUACGUGGGCGCCAGUCCAGGGGCUCUGCUUCACCUCCAGGGCCAGUCGGCGGUGAGCUCAGCCCUGGGGCCCACACCCAAAGCCCUGGGCCUGGUGGGCCAGCAUGGCGGAGCAGCCUCCGUCUCCGGCGCUACCCCCACCUCCGCCGGCGGGGAGAGGGAGGACGCCGGCUCGGGCUCGGCGUUCGGGGACAAGCAGCUGUGCCGCUGGAUUGACUGCAGCGCCACCUACGAGCAGCAGGAGGAGCUGGUGAGGCACAUCGAGAAGGUGCACAUCGACCAGCGCAAGGGCGAGGACUUCACCUGCUUCUGGGCCGGCUGCAUCCGCCGCUACAAGCCCUUCAACGCCCGCUACAAGCUCCUCAUCCACAUGAGGGUCCACUCGGGAGAGAAGCCUAACAAGUGCAUGUUUGAAGGCUGCAACAAGGCCUUCUCCCGCCUGGAGAAUCUGAAGAUCCACUUGCGCAGUCACACUGGGGAAAAGCCCUACCUGUGCCAGCACCCUGGCUGCCAGAAAGCUUUCAGCAACUCCAGCGACCGCGCCAAGCAUCAGCGCACACACCUGGACACCAAACCGUACGCCUGUCAGAUCCCAGGGUGCACUAAACGCUACACGGACCCCAGCUCCCUGCGCAAGCACGUCAAGAUCCACUCGGCGAAAGAACAACAGGUGCGUAGGAAGCUGAGGCCAUGUCCGCACCUGGACACGGACGCCCUGACUGACUGCCUGUCCGUCCAGCACCUGCAUCAUGGCUCUACCCCCUCACAACAUCUCCUCUGCCCCACUCCCGGCCAGCAGCAGUCCUCUCUCAAUGGCAAAGAUGGCCGCUCCCCUGGCCUGGGACAGGACAUCUUCACAGGCUUGUUCGCUGGCUCCAGCACCCCCCAUCACGGGGCCACGGUGGAGAUGCUGUCCCCCGGCCCCGACCUGCCCCCGCGACAGCCCCGCCUGGACCGUGACAUCGGCGGCAGCCCCCACCAUCUCUCCCCUCUGUCCAGUAUGGAGAGCGCCAGGGAGGGCAUGCCAGGCCCUCUGCUGUCUCCAGGCCUCAGCUCCAUGAAGAGUGCAGCCUCGCCGCCCCCGUCUCUGGAGAAGCCUCAGAACUGCAUAGGCAGCCAGCAGCAUCUCCACACACACCACAAGCCAUAUACCAACUUCCACAACCUGCCCUUCAGUGAAGAUUACAGAGGCAACUUUCAGAGCUGCUUCCAUUUCGGAGACAAUUACAGAAUGGACCAGUCAAUCAGCGGUGUUCACCUGGCAGGGGAUUCUCAUGGCUUCAACUCACACCACCAGCACAACGGGUUUCACAUGACCGGCUCGGCCAGCUCCUCCGCCGCAGGGUUCAGCCUGGUGCCGGAUAUCCAGGGCUCAGGUUGCCAGUUUUCUCCAGGCCCAGAGGAGAGCGUCUUCUUUCAGGUGGGCAGCUUUGAUCGCGGCCUUGGCCAGAUGUCUUCGGUGUACACAGAGACGUGAAUGUUCAACAACAAAAAGAUCAACAUAAGAAAAAAAAAAACGAAAGGCUGGACUCACCAUCAACAACACCACCACCACCAGCCAGCCACCUGCUCAAGCAGCAGAAACCUUUCCCCACUCUCCCUUUUCAAAGUUCUCUCUCAGUCUGUGUACAAGGUUUACAUCAAACACCCAAAGACUCAUUUCCUACAAGAGAGGUAUUUCAAUGAACUUGUCUUUUCAUGGUAGCAAAGCAAAGGGACUGCUGAAUGUCAUGGACAGGUCAUGGACUGCAGUUGUCAGUUGGGCAAGCAUACUUCAAAUCGCUUACAUUUUAUACCUCUACUGUCUCCACACAGCUCCCAUCAGUCCCAGCUAUCACCAUUAUGUGCUUGAGGAUUGCUGCAUCCAAACCCUAUGGAAUAUCCAUGUUGUAGCAUAAACUCAGAAAUACAUCUCCAGCCACCUGUUUUGUAAUUAUCUACAUGUGAAUCUGGCCCUCCCAUUCAAGCAGUUUUUUUUUCUCCCCCCUUCCUUCCCAUCCUCUAUUGGCUGAAGUGUAGAGAGAAAUAUUUAGUUUUGCAGUGUUUGUCCGUGGAAUCACGCUUGCAAUGUUUUUGUUUUGUUUUUAUAUCAGAGGGAUCAGGGCGAAUGGGUGACUUGCAACUUGCUUUGAACAGGAAAUUUGUUGCAAGACUGUCCUCUAGUUAUGUUCUAAGUUUAACAUUCUUAGCAUCUGAGCAAUCCAUAUCGUCUUUGGCUCUUGCUCAGUUGACUUUGGCAGGGCUCACAGUAUGAAGGGCUCUGGUAUUUCUACCAGUUUUCACUUUCAAAGCGCAAUUGUAGCAUCUCAUUGAGCAUCACUGGGGGUAUUCAAAUGUUUUUUUUUUUUUACUUUUUCAGACUUAAAGUGAAGAGGACAGUGUUGUGCAUCUCUCGAUCAACUCUAUCACCAGCUGUAUAAAGUGUACAGUUUGUUUUAAAGUGGUUUCUAUUGUAUUUUUCCUCUUUUCAAAGUUUAACAAAAUAAAUAACUCAAUUCAUUUCAAUUCAUUCAUUUCCCAUAUCCGCAGUCAUAGACACUUGCGUCCUGAGUUUAAUUCUGUUUUGUUGAUAUGUGGAAUAUAUUGUUUUUUGUUGUUUUUUAAAAUGCUCAACAGAAACUGAAACCCAAAGUCAGUCAGUAACUGAAUUACUAUGAUGGUAAUAUAGAGUGAAGGGCUACUUUCUGAACAGUGUGUGUGUGUGUUUUUUUUGGGUGUGUGGGUGAUUUUUCGAGCACCAUGUUCCUGUAUGAGCCGUGGAUAAGAAAGUGAGCACACUUGGUCACACAGUGACCUCUAGUGGAGUUAUUCUGAACUAAAGAAUGCAGGGAAAUAUCCUACAGAUGUAAUGGUAACCA